Molecule: messenger RNA, 528 nt
Organism: Symbiodinium sp. CCMP2592
Lineage: Eukaryota; Dinophyceae; Suessiales; Symbiodiniaceae
Source: the annotation of a GenBank genome assembly
AUGGCCCUGGCAGCUAAUUGGGCUACACUCCCGCACAAGGUGGUUCGGCCUGCGGCCACCUACUCGCGCGGGCUGCCUGCCAGCGUGAAAAAAGCCAUGAGUACGGCUUCUGGCACCACGGCGCAGAAUCUCUGCUGCUGGGGACUCCUUACUUCGGGGCUCGGCCUGUGGCGAAGGACGCCCAGGAGUUCAGCGCCGAGUGUGGCUUCACGAUCCGCCGGAAGCAAGGCAGGUGCAGCAUCCAACAACAACGACCCACUGGCUGUCUUCGUGGUCCUACGGAAGGAUCUGGACUGGCCCACAGGCGCUAUGAUUAACCAGGCCUGUCAUGCCUGCAGUGCCAUGGCUUGGGAGGCCCGAGAGGACGAGGAUGCGGUGACUUACUUCUCCGAGGGCCUGGUAGGGCACAUGGUGAAGUCCACCAUGGCUGCCAAGAGCAAGGGCGAGCUCGAGGACGUCACGAAGAAGCUUGAAGAGGCUGGGAUUCCGUACAAGCUUUGGGUGGAGCAGCCCGAGGACUCUGUGUAG